Molecule: messenger RNA, 8380 nt
Organism: Sus scrofa (pig)
Lineage: Eukaryota; Metazoa; Chordata; Mammalia; Artiodactyla; Suidae
Gene: BHLHE23
Product: basic helix-loop-helix family member e23
Biological process (GO): positive regulation of transcription by RNA polymerase II; sensory organ development; axon development
Cellular component (GO): nucleus
Molecular function (GO): DNA-binding transcription factor activity, RNA polymerase II-specific; E-box binding; protein dimerization activity
Source: RefSeq, a predicted model, not a curated record
GGCGCGGCCAUGGCUGAGCUCAAGUCGCUGUCGGGGGACGCGUACCUGGCUCUGAGCCACGGCUACGCGGCGGCGGCGGCGGGCCUCGCCUACGGGGCGGCCCGGGGCCCCGAGGCGACCCGCGGCUACGGCACGCCGGGCCCGGGCGGCGACCUCCCCGCAACGCCCGCGCCCCGCGCCCCGGCCGCGGCGGCCGAGAGCAGCGGCGAGCAGAGCGGCGACGAGGACGACGCCUUCGAGCCGCGGCGGCGGCGGCGCGGGCCCGGGGGCGCGGCGGACGGGCGGCGGCGGCCCCGGGAGCAGCGCUCGCUGCGGCUGAGCAUCAACGCGCGAGAGCGGCGGCGCAUGCACGACCUGAACGACGCGCUGGACGGGCUGCGCGCCGUCAUCCCCUACGCGCACAGCCCGUCGGUGCGCAAGCUCUCCAAGAUCGCCACGCUGCUGCUCGCCAAGAACUACAUCCUCAUGCAGGCGCAGGCCCUGGACGAGAUGCGGCGCCUCGUGGCCUACCUCAACCAGGGCCAGGGCCUGGCCGCGCCCGUGGCCGCCGCCCCCUUGACGCACUUCGGCCAGGCCGCCGUGUUCCCCUUCUCCGCCGGCGCCGCGCUGCCCUGCCCGGACAAGUGCGCCGCCUUCUCCGGGACUCCCUCAGCGCUUUGCAAGCACUGUAACGAGAAGCCGUAAGGGUCCCGGGCCGCCCCCUUCCGCCGCGCGCCCCCCAUUUCCCCUGCCGCCCAGACUGUGUCACCCCGCCCCUACCGGAUCCCGCCCGGGGGAGAAGGCGGCCCGACCUCGCUCCAGCCCUUGCGCCACGAACAGUCGGGCUCGCGGGAAAAGCAAAGCCCAUCCGGGCGCUGGAUUGAACGGGAGAGCUGGCCUCUGGAAUCUAGCCGCGGAGCCCGCAGCGCCCACCCGGCACCCUCCCGCCUCCCCCAGCCAUCGACCUUGAGGACGGCAUGGGGGUGACCAACCGUGCUCUCCUCUGGGCACCGCCGCUCACCCUCAGAAAGAAAACCAGGGCGGCAGUGGGAGCGGGGACCGGCACACCCUGGCACGGAUGUGCCUCCCCAGAGCCGCCCAGGGACUCGCGAAGCCCAGGGACAGAGCGGAGCCCUGCUUGGCGAGUUGUGGCCCCCUUGUUGGGCCUCUGGCGACGGCUGCUCUGCCAAACCCCAAGGUAGCCGUCUGCUUGGCCGUGUUCCUGGGGUCGCGCCUCAGCGCCUCACUCGGUUUCUCCCGCCUCUGCCCGCUCCACGGCCCCAGCGCCGCAGCAGCGCAGCUCCUGGAUGCGCCCAGACCUGGCGCCGCAACUGUCGUUUGCAAAGGAGCUGGACCUUGGAGACAAGACCCUGGGCCGGUAGCUUUUCGGCUUUCCCAAGUCUGUUACGUUUAUUUUCCUGCCUGCCCGGAGGUGUCUGCCUCUGGGGAGGGGGUGGGCUUGGAGCAGAUGCUACCGCCCGGUGCCUCCAAGUCUGCAUAGUGUGUCCCCUCAACAGCCCCGGGAUCCCCAGCCACUGCUGCCCCCACCGGGCGUUCCUGCCGCGGCACCAGCGGGGCUGGUGGAGCUGGAUGCAGACCAGUGCGUGCCCUCUGCUUAAAGGCGGCUGCCCGGAGGAGAGGUCCUGGGGUGUCAGGGGACGGCUUGGUCUGGCCCCGGUGACCGCCCGAGCCUCCUCCCCACCAACCCCGCGUGUUUCCGGGACAGGAGACCAGGCCAAGCGUGUUCUGCCCUCAGCGUCUGCCUCAAUUCAGAACAGCCCUGUUUCAAGUGCUGAGUGGGGCUUGUGGCCAUCACGGUCACGGCAAAGGAACAGCACGGUGACAGCGGGUCCUCCGCGCUCCCACCGAGGGGUGGUCUGGAGCCAACAGAGCCUCUUCUUCUACUGACCCCGCCAAUGAGGGGCUCGGCCGCGCUGGCUGCACGUUGCUUGAGCAACUCACAGACCAAGACUCCUUCAUGCUCAGGUUACGAGCCGCGAGGCCUGGGGGCUCCGUCGCGGGCUCCGUGGGCCAGAAGAGGCAAGCUGCCCCGCCGGGGUCCUGCUCCCGCUUUUGUCCAGUGGCCGGCGUGGCCGGCGUGGCCCCGGUGCUUCUGGCUUUUGGCGGCGCCCGCCAUUCUUUAUGUCCACAGAGCUUUCUCUUCCUCCUGAGGAGACCCACGCGUCUAAAACGGCACCCUGGUCCCCGGCGACAGGUUGGGGACGCUCUAAGAAGAGGCCCUGCCUCGUGGGGACAGACGCUGCUCUCCUAAAGCAAUGGGGAAACGCACCGGCCACCACUCCAGCUGGCACAGCAGGCCUUGCGCCUCCCUCAGCCGUCUGAGAAAACUCCCACCGAAGCCUCGGAGCAGAGGCUCCUGGGCCCUGGUUAAUCCAGCAGAGUGAUUACAGCAAUUUUAUCAUGCGAAUUCGCUUGUGAUAUGUUUUAGUCUUUAAUCGCUUUUGGCGUCCCAUUGAAAGGGAUAGAAACAGAGGGAUUUACAACGUAUUAAAUCAUUUCUCUAACAAUUACCUCUCCAGGUUCAUAACUCUGGACGUAAUAUUCCAGCUCCCCAACCGAAGUCCGUUCCGGAAAAUUAGGAAGUGCAUACACAUGUGCAGAUUUAACUCCAAAGGAACAAAGCCCACGUGACCAUAGCUGCAGAAAGACGGAAAUAAUUAGCGAAGUUACCUUCGAUCCAGCAUCGCCCCGGUUUUAAAAAGGGCUGUGUGUUUCCCUGUCUGAAAGUGCCUGAGGCUCAUGUAUUCCCGUGAGGGUGUAAAAGCUUUUUUUGUGGCUCCCUGUGCGGGAAGACGGCCGGAAUUACCGUGAGGUUAAGGUGAGGGUAGCCUUGUGAAAUGCACGCAUGCCAGGGUCCCUGAAUGGACCGCCAUUUCUCUUCCGUGGUCGGCCCUGGGGAGCCACCCGGCUGUUGCCUGGUCCGGACACAAAGACAAGCUGCCUGUGGCUCCAGGCAUCUGUUUCCUGGGGACGCAGCCCUCCGAAUGCAGCACAGAGCCCAGCCUGGGCCUGGCCAAUGGCCUCUGUCCCCCACGACCCUCGAGGCCUCCUGGGUGCCAGCCAGCACGGGGGAGCCACCGGGGCUGCGCGGUCCUAGCUCGAGUCUGCGCAGGGAGAGCUCGCCUGCCCGCUGAAAACGGCCCGGGCUCCCCGCCAGCCUGCCUUCGCCUCCAAGCUCCGUUUUGUCUCCGCGAUGAGUCCACAGUCAGUUGCUCUCCUGGGGGCCCUGAUUGGGCCUGACGGGAGCCCCGUUUCCGGGUUCCACGUGGCCAGCCCUGGCUGCCCUAAUGAGGCCCAGGCCAGCCGGGGAACCUGCCUUCAAACCCAAGACGCAGUCGGCCCCGUGAGGCUCUCCGAUGGCCACAAAGCAACUGACAGGAGGUGUUUUUGUCGCUUGCCUCACUCUGCAGCCGGCUGGCUCGCGGCACCAGAUCUGUGUCCGCGGCCCUCCCAGCUCUGCCCUGCCUUUGAGGAUUAAAGUCCCGCACCUCCUGCACGCAGACGGAGCCGGCAGACACCAGGGCUCGUGAGUCAGGGUCUCGCAGUCGGGCCCAGCCUGCAUCUGCCCAGGGAUCCGACGGGAAUCAGCCAGCUGGAGAGGGCUCACGCGACCGGGCCCACGUCACCACCAAGCAGGCAGGAGCCAGGUCCCUCCACCAAAGGAUGGAAGGUUUGCGCAGAGCAGCCUGGACGCCGCCCACGGGCCGCAAGCUGGUCAGGAGCCAGCUGACCCCUGCGGCGCGGACACGCCUGCGGGUUUUAGCAAGAGGAUUCGGAAACCCCACUGUCCGUGGGUCGCGUCCGGACUGCGGGUCGGAGGGGCUGCGUCUCAGCAUCUGGACAUGAAGACCCUCUUCCCUCCGGCACCUCCCUGACCAGCGAUGCCAGCGAUGCCAGCGUCCCCCCGUCCUCCCCCCACUGAGGAUCCUGGGAAGGCAGAGUCUUCCCUUCAGACAGCAGACACACGCACGCGCGCACACAGGAGGGUGUUUAUUUUAUAUUCAGGAGUCUGGAUUUCCACGAGAAAUGAAAGCCUUUCACCUGCUGCCAGGACUUGACAGUGACUGCCCUUCGUCUGCCCUUCGGCGUCUCCUCCGGGCUGUGGGGUCAGCAGGAGGCUCUCUGUCAGCUCCACCGCCACCUUCGGGACUGGGGCUGCCGGAUGGCGUGGAGAACGCCAUCCGGGAACAGAGGACGCCGCCGCCAGGCCGCGGCUCACACAUCCGGCUCACUCUUCCUCUCAGUGGACAACAAGCUGGAGCAGCUGUUUCCUCUGCCUGAGUGUCGUCUGCACUCGCACACGUGUGCACGCAUGUGUGUGUGCACGCAUCCUGCAUGUGUGUGUGUGCGUGCAUGAGAGCGUGUAGUCGAAAGUCACGCGGUAAACAGUCCCAUCCCCUGCCAAGGCCACAUCGCGCCUGCGGGGACGGGGGUUGCACUGCCAGCGGCUAUCCUGGACGGUGGGGGAGGCGCUGGGCGCAGCAGUCGCAGGGCCUGAGAGGAGGGGUCUCUAGCUGGUUUCAGGGGACAGUCUCAGUGUGGCCACAGUCAGGAGUGACUCUGCAGAGAGGCGUCAAGAACCACACGGAGGGGGCAUCCCUCGGGCUGCCGUCCCUUCCAGGUCGCCCAGCCUGGCCUCAGCGCUGGGCCCUCCCCACUUAACCCGUGGCCCACCCGGUUUCCGCAGAGCGGAGGGAGGCCUGCCCGCAGGACAGAGGUCUCUGGGAGCCGGGGGAGCAUGUCGAGGGGCCGCUAACUGAGAUGCGGGAACAGGGAGUGGACGGCAGGCGACGGGCGGGGCCCCAGCCAGCGUGUUGUCGGGCGAUCUCGCCCGUUUUCCGUCUAAGAAGGCUGCUCGAAGCAGUGGUCUCGAGGGGCCAGUGGCCUCAACGCGGGUGAAAGUGCCGCGCCCGCUCCGCGUCCUGCAGGGACAGGCGCCUCAUUAACGUCCUGUCGGCAGCGGCUGCCCCGGCAGAUGAGGGACACGGGCGAACCUUCAAGGUCCUGACUUCACCACGGCAGCUCACGACCGCGUGGACCUGCUCAUCGCCGGGCCGUGCGACGCGCCCAGCGUCCCCUCCUCCCACCCAGCUGGGGGAACAACGUUCCCAGACGAUGACCCGCAAGCAAGGUCAGGCCUGCAGCCGGGCUCCGAGCCCGCUUCCUCCUCGUCCGGGGCCUGGCGAUGCAGCGGGGGCACCAGGGGGCUGAGCUGAGGUCCCAACGCAUGGCUUCGCCUGUCCCCCAGCCCCUGCGCCCAGCAGCUUCGGGGCUCCAUGUCUGUGACAACAAAGGGCGCUUUGCUGAAGGGCACGGUCCCCUCGGGCCCCCUGAAGAGGCCGCAGGUGGAGGAGACAGGGGGCGGCCCUCCCAGAGGGGGCAUCCUCCCGUCCCUCUGCCCAUGGCGGCGUCCGCAUUCCUCGUGUUGCGACACCAGACUCACCAUCUCGACCACUUUCAAGUGCGAUUCGGCAGCGUCAGGUCCGUUCAGAUGUCGUGCAGCCACCUGUUUCCAGGGCUUUGUUACUGCCCACAACUGGAUAUUCCAAACCAGGCCCGUCGAUGAGAAAUUUACACGCAGUAAAAUGCACCCCUUUGAUGCUGCCCCUCAGAUGCUGGGAACGGGUGUGAGUCACGGCCGGUCAGGACAGAGAAUCUGGCCGUCAACCCGGAAAGCCCUCUUGCUCACCUGCUGCCGCUUUCUGGCCCACAGGGUCGCUUUUGCCAGAGCAUUGUCUACUGAGCUCACGGGGUGUGAGUUUUGGGGUCUGCCCUCUGUCGCUCAGCGUGACCUCAGAGGUCACCGUCUGGGAAGUGGGGAGGUGAUCUCAGUGGCCGUAGGGGAGCCUCCUAACCCCCAGCAUCAUCCCCCCACCGAGGGCUGCGGGCCGUCGUCAGCGAGAUCCUACUGUGCCCACCGUGGCGCUUUGAGCGUCAGGGGCCGUCUGCAUUUUACAGAAGGAUCCCCGCCCCGCGUGAGCCUCUGUGACGGAGAGAGACUUUGAGGGAUGAAGGGAGCAGCCCAACCUCAGUCUUUAGGGGAAGGUUUCCAAGGAUGGCCCUGCCAGCAAUCCCGGGCAGCCCCGGACGAGGCCAGAAUCCAUGGCGCCCUGGAUGCCAGUCGCCCCGACGGGGUUCCCCGACGGGGUGAGGGGCGGUGAGGGUUGGGGAAGGAGUUGCAGAGGCAGCCAGGCCAGGAAAGCCGAGGGAGUGAGAGGACAUUGCCGCUGAGCUGCCCCGAUGGCCGCUCGCCUCCAGGGAGGGGCCGGACUGCGUGGGUGUGUAGUGGGCGCCCUUAGGCCUGGACGGACGGAGAUGGGCGCGGGGACCGGGCGCCGGGCAGCAGGUACCCCAUGAUAUCACUGUUGCAUAAACUCGGCACCCCGGGCGGUCGCUAAGCUGCCUGUCAGUUAGCGUUAACCUGGAGACACGCAGCCCCUUGCUGGGAACCACGGAAGAUAAAGCAGAGACAGACGACCCUGGUGAGGAAGCAGGAAUCGCUUCUGCCAGGGAGAAGGGACCCUGGCCGGGGGACAAGUGGCCAGAGACACGUCCCGCAGCCAUUGUCUCCACAAACUGGGAAGGCGGCCAAGGGCUUUCUGCUGGUGUGCUUGUUUGAUGGAGAAAUCGUAUGAAGUCUCUAACAGGCAAAGUGAGGUUAACGGGCUGUCAAGUCGGGGUAAACGGCGCGACCGCCUGGGACAAGGGCCCCAGCACCCCGCCUGCGUUGUCCCGCUCGGACCCCUGCGUGCCCAGGCCAGAGCCAUCAGCGGGAAGCUAUCUUCACAAACAGGAGGCAUUUAUAACCCCCUGGUGGCAGCUCAAUUAUUGGCUCGGCGGCGAGCAGACAUCAUGGAUGAGGCUGUGAUUGAAUUUCCUCCUGUAACGACCCUAAGUAAAUCUUUGCAAUUUUCAUUUUGUGGAGAUUUAAUAUAGAUGGGUGCCCUGUGGCUGGCUCCCCUUUUAAUCCAACAUCACUCAUUAGAUGGAGACGGGCAGACGUUGGUGGGCGAGGCCUGUGGGCUGAGCUGCGGACUGGCCAGCGAGAGCAGGGCCAGAUGGACAGCUGCUGCCCUCCUUCUGCCAUGGACGCUAAUCUGAAACCUGGACCCGCUUCCACCACAUCACGCACAGGAAAUGCCCCAAAAUUCCGGGGGGGAGACCUGGUCCGCGGUCCACACCGCUCUCCCCAGGUGCCUCUGGCCCAGAGCCUGCCUGGGACGCGUGGGCCAGCACGUCCCCCAACCCCCCCACCCAGGUCUGCUCCGUGCAAAGGCCCCUGGAAACUGGUGGGCUUCCCUGCCCACCUGGGCGCACAGCCCAGCUGGGGUUGCCAGCUAAACGCCAGCCAGUUGUUUGUAACAAGACUGUCGGAGAUAAUUGCGUGGCAAGUACUUACACUGAAAAUGUGUUUCCUGAUUAUCUGAAAUUCAGAGGGUUUUUUUUUCCUUUUUUGGCCACCCCGCAGCAUAUGGCGUUCCCAGGCCAGGGAUCAGAUCUUAAGGGGCAGCUGCGGCAACGCCACAUCCUUUACCCGCUGCGUCAGGCGGGGGAUGGAACCCGCGUCCCAGCGCUCCCGAGAUGCCGCUGACCCUGUUAUGCCCCAGGGUGUCCUGUACUGUCCCGGGCUGCUCUGGCACGGUGCCCAGCCCGCGCACGCUUCCCGCUGGGCCUCCCUGCACCACACUGGCCGGGUUCGCUCACGUGGCUGGGACUCCGCCCCGGGACCCUUCCUCCAGAGACCCGUGGGUUUCCUGGGCGCCAGACGAGCUGCAGAAUAGCAGUCCCAGCGCCAAGUGAAAACACGGGGCCCAGGUUCCAAAAUGAUUAGGAACUUCAGUGACCGCCUUCUGGGGGGUGGGGGCUCCAGGUGCAUUGCUCGCUCAGGCCACCGCCCAUCAAGCCGCCCUGCUGCAGGUGGGGGCACGCAGAGCAGCCCGCACCCUGCCCGGGCCGCACGCCCAGAAUGGACCCCUUCCUCCCACCCGCUUCUCCUCCAUCCUGCAGGGCCCCUUCUCCUCAGCAGCCCAGAGACGCCGCACACAUUCUGACACAGGUACACACAAAUGUGCACACGUCGACACACAGGCUCCCGCCCGCACACAUGCGUGUCCGCUGGACGCUGCUCAUUCGGGGACGUGGGGACAGGUCCUCUGAGUGGAAAGGCAAGCUGGCCGCUUCUAGCCUCAGGGGACAGGUGCAGGCCUUGGGCCAGCAGUCCUGCGUGGGACCGCACCGCUCAGCAGAGAGGCUGAGGAUUCGGGCUGUUCCCAAGACUGGCAAAGCCACGAGAAGCCCUGUUUACACAGCCUGAAACUCCGGCUCUCAUGACCUCCUCACAGACGUGAAAUCUCUCCAGAAGGGACGAGGCCCUGCCCAC